AUGAUCCUCAAACUAUGCGUCAUCAAUAAUCUACAUGAUGAGAUUACCAAAGUAAAACAAAAUUAUGAAGAUUUUCAAUAUAGCUUUUUGAGUGUAGCAAAGACCGAUUUAUUUUAUAUUGAAUUUAAAAAUAUACCUUCUGUCCUUUUAUCAAAUCUAUCACUGCACCACUGUAUCCCUGCUUUUGAGACAAACAAGAUCAACAUCUUUAGAUUCCUAAAUAUGACAGACCCAGUCGAAUUCUCUUCUAUUGGAAUAAACCCUCACGACUCGCACAAGCUAUCUCUGUUUGUCAAAGCAUUUCAGGACAGCCGAAGAGACGCCGGCUACACACCAAAAUCAACCAGACGCUCCUUUUCAUCUUCCACGUCUUCACAGUACUCAGCAUCCGAGUCUGGGUCUCGAUCCUCAACACAAUCAACCUUUUUGCCACUCGAGAAUGAAUGGCUCAAAGACAACCUACACGAGACCAGCCCUUUUCUUGAUGCAUACGAAAGUCAGGAGGGGAAGCAGGAUCUCCUGCGGGCCGUAACCGAGCUAGAGUACAUGAUCAAAGAUCCUCAGACCAAAUCUCCCACAGACACUACUACAAAUACUGGUCCAACCCUUACUCUUACUCCCACAAUGUUAUCACUCAAGGACAUUUGUAGCAGUAACAAGAGCUCGUCAACUCAAUUGUCAGCCAUAUCUGCGUUUAGUGCGACAACCAUGGUAGCACUUCCAGAAGAAGAGACAGACGAAGCUAAUGAAACGCGCGAAUGUAUCGAUGACCAUAAACAAAACACGCGUGUGGUCCAGAACAUGCAGUCACCCUCAUUAAACACCAAUCAUUCCUUCCAUCUUCUUCCUCUUCGUCUUCCUCUUCCUCUUACUCCUCCUCCUCUUUAUGAUACCAACUCAGCAGAACCAACAUUCAACCCAGCCUUAUUGUCCCCCUCGUCAUGUCUGAGACUCGAAGGUCCAGCUGGAAUAGCCGUACCCCGGCCACGGAAACAAUUGUCACCAAGUGUGUCACCACGGCCGGUGUCAAUGCCCGCCUAUUUACAUCCUAACUCUCGUAUUCCAUCAACUGCCAACAAUGCCAGCGGUGGUGGCGGUAAUCGGACACAAUACAACACAUUAUCUUUACCCCCUCCACCCGACUAUCUGGAAUCAACAUUGGGUGGCUGGGGUCGAAACAAAGGCCUGAUACUUCCCAGAGAAGAAGAAGGUCGAGAGGAAUUACCACCCUACAUAUGCACAGUCUACAAGAUUGGCUAUGUUAGUAUCAAAUUCGAAAAAGACAAUCCUGACACAAAAAGUCGAUGGAGACUCUGGAGGAACCUCUAUGUGGAACUUUGGGGAACAGCCCUACGUAUUUAUCGAUCAGAGCCAAGUGACUCUGCUAGCGGACUCAGACUUUCGCGACUACCAUCCUUAGUGCCCUGGAGCAGAUACACAUCCGUUCCACUCUUGACCCUAUCAUUAGCAGGCGCAGAGGCUACUCGCGCUUUGGAUUAUACCAAAAAACCCAAUGUGUUACGUCUCACUGUUCCAAACGGACCUCAACUUUUAUUUAAACAAGACACAACGAUAGAAAUGAUAUCAUGGAUUGAACAUCUUCAAGCAUCAAUCAAUAUUUCUCUGGAUCUUGAACACAGACCAAUGCCCAAGUUUGUAACUUUGUAUGUUCGAGGAUCAAAUGAACCGACUUUGGCAGCUCGUACCAUUGAGCUUGAAAGAGCACGCGAGAUCAGGCGGAAUGCUCAAGAGGAAGUUCUCAUUUGA
This is a messenger RNA of Phycomyces blakesleeanus NRRL 1555(-), 1767 nucleotides long. RefSeq lists its product as hypothetical. Lineage: Eukaryota; Fungi; Mucoromycota; Mucoromycetes; Mucorales; Phycomycetaceae. Bases 1 to 1767 code for a protein of 588 amino acids. The transcript has 5 exons. The record is from RefSeq and is a predicted model, not a curated record.